AUGAUGAAAACUGAGUUGUGCUCAAUUCAGGCUCAGAAAUCCAAAGGGCAGCCCCAGCUGCAGAAGGAUGGCCAGAACCUGCUGCUUCAAUUUCCCUUCGAGGUCCUGGACAUUGCAAGUGGAGCCUGGUGGAACAAGCCAGAAAAAGACCUCAACUCACUAUGGAACAAAUUUACCAAUUGGAUUAAGGACACAUUUCAGCACAAAGUUCCACCACAACCACAGCUGAGACUGGAAUCUGGAGAGGACCGAUGUGCCGGGAGGGUUGAAGUUUUUCAUGAUGAAAAAUGGGGCACAGUCUGUGAUGACUAUUUCAAUAUGAACAGUGCCAACGUUGUGUGCAGACAACUUAACUGUGGCCAAGCUGUCUCUGUCCUGGGACUGUCUUACUUUGGCCCCAGUGGAAAAAUUAUCCAGUUGGAUGAUGUGCAGUGUAGAGGAACUGAAUCCCACCUUUGGGACUGCCGGCACGCCGGCUGGGGCAAGCACAACUGUGGACUCAAUGAGGAUGUUGGUGUCAUCUGCUCAGGUUCCUCCCCUGCUCCCAGCACAACGCCAGCACAGACUGAGACAUCUCCUGCUCCAGAGACCGUGGCAACCCUCAAGGAAGCCCCUGAAAAUACAUCAGAAUCAAACUUGGCACCUGCAGAGUUUGUAGACGUGACAACCUCAGCUGCAGAAAUCCUUUCCACACUGGCUGAAGCUUCAACAGACUAUUCUGUCACAGAAGAAGAUAAUUUGAGCACAUCUGCCCCAGCCACAAGUCCAGCACCACUGUCUACAGUGAGGGAAGCAACAGUUUCUCCUCCUGCUGAACCUGCAGUUGUAACCACUUCGACAGUCGCUCCUAGUCCUGCAGCAGCAGACAUUACCCCUGUGACAAGCUCACCUGCUCCAUCAACCCCUCCAACUCCUGAAGCAACAACCAUUGCCACCACCCAUCCAAAGACAAAUGCAACAACUACAGGCUCAGGUUGCUGUUGCUCAACAGGGGUGCCUCGCUGUGGGGCUUCACUUCAAGAGCCCAACAAAGCAUUAAGGAUUGAACUAAAUGGAAAUGCAAGCUGCAUCUGGUAAAUCCAGAGGAAUGCAAAUCAAACAAUUAGGCUCGUUUUCUCCUAUUUUAAAUUUGCUCCUUCUUCAAGCUGUGAAUCAGAAAGCAUUAGAGUGUUUGAUGGUCCCUCCACUGAUUCACCUCUUCUUGGACAAGUGUGUGAUGACACAGAUGCAGUCCCAGUGCUUGAAUCAUCCUCAGACAGUUUAACUUUUCUCAUAACAACCAACCCUGAGGCUUUCACACGGAACUUCUUUGUCUACUACUACUUCUUUUCACCAGGGUCAAAAACUGAAAAUUGUGGGGGACAAUUAACUGGUCCCAAUGGGACAUUCAGCAGCCCCAACUACCCAGCACCUUACCCUCAAUUCAGGUACUGUGUCUGGCAGAUACAAGCACCAAAAAACUCGAAGAUAAACUUACAGUUCCAGGAUUUUUUCCUGGAAUUGGACAGAAACUGCCAACUUGACUUCACAGCAGUCUAUGAUGGCCCCACCACAGACUCUGGAUUAUUGGGGAAAGUGUGUGGCCUUGGCCAGCCCACAUUUGAGUCUUCUUCAAACACAAUGACAGUUGUGCUGUCCACAGAUGACACCAACUCCCACAGAGGAUUUUCAGCUCAGUAUUCCAGUGUUCCCCUGCCAGGUCCCACGGAGCCCAACACAACACUUACAUGCUCUUCAGACAGCAUGAGAGUUGUUCUGAGCAAAUCUUACCUGGCCUCCCUUGGCUUUAGGGAAACUCACCUCCAGCUGAAUGAUCCAUCCUGCAGACCAGUUGUAACAGAUUCAGUGAUCUUCUCCUUUCCAUUGGCUAGCUGUGGAACAAUUAAAAAGGAUGAAGGCCACAGCAUCACUUACACCAACACCAUCUCUAUGGCUCCAGCUGGCAGCACCAUCACCCGCCAGAGGAACACUGAGAUCAUUGCCCAAUGCAGAAUGAAGAACAAUGAAACCCUACAAGUCAUUUACACCACAACAAACAAUGCCAUCCAGAAGCUGGCUGCUGGGGGGAGGUACAGUGUCAGCAUGGCCUUCUACGAGUCAGAUUUGUUCUCCAAGCCCAUACAAUACUCCCCAUACUACGUAGACUUGAACCAAACUCUCUUUGCUGAAGUGACUCUUCAUUCCACUGACCCAAACCUCCAGGUGUUCACUGAUACCUGCACAGCAUCUCCACAGCCUGAUUUUGGCUCGCUGACAUACGACUUGAUCAGGAGUGGCUGCAAUAAAGAUGACACUGUGGUAACCUACCCAGCAUUUGAAAACCAUGGAAGAUUCAAAUUUAGGGCCUUCAGGUUCCUGCAGAGCUUCCCAUCAGUUUACCUUUAGUGUGACAUUGUGAUCUGUGACAGCAGCAACAGCAACUCUCGCUGUGCCAGAGGCUGCAGCUCCAGGCAGUAAAGAGCCAUCUCUCCAUACACAUGGAAAACUAACACUGCAGCAGGGCCCAUCUGCCUGAAGAGAGAUCGCAGGGCUGCUGACUACACAGAAUCCCCCACUGAAGUGGAAGCUGAAAAGACACCAAACCUCCAACAAUACAACUUCUACACUCUGGCAUUUGUGGUUUUAAUUUCAAACAUUCUCAUUGUGAUAGUUGUGACACUAAAACAUCACAAGUACCACGCAGGAUGCAGUUAUCAGAAUGUCCAGAGCCCAUUUUAA
Molecule: messenger RNA, 2718 nt
Organism: Cinclus cinclus
Lineage: Eukaryota; Metazoa; Chordata; Aves; Passeriformes; Cinclidae
Gene: CUZD1
Product: CUB and zona pellucida like domains 1
Cellular component (GO): membrane; cell surface
Source: RefSeq, a predicted model, not a curated record